AUGCAGAAGAUUGCCCCACACCGGAGCAAUUUUCUGAAGCUGCACAAGAAAGACACAGGAAAACUUCCAGUUCAACCUGUGGUGAACCCGAAAGGUCAGUAUAUAAUUGAUGAGAUCACUCCUCCAAGUGGAUUAAAUCUUGAGCAAGUUCAAGCAAUCACCACACUUCAAAAUGGAAGAGUUGUGGACAAUAAGGUUGAUGAAAAAGCUGAAAUUCUUGCUCUCAAGAAUUCAACUUCUUCAUCUAAAAAUCUGAAAGAUAGUCCAGAAAUUCCAAAUCCGCCAAUCCAAAAUAUUGAGACAUCUUAUGAGCCUAAGGCUCAUUUUCCUCAAUGCCUUAUAAAGUCCACACAUAUUGGGAAAAAGGGCGAUAAAAUUCAGGAUAUGUUUGAAGUCUUUAAGCAAGUAAAGAUCAACAUUCCUCUCCUUGACGUCAUUAAGAAAAUUCCACCUUAUGCAAAAUUUCUUAAAGAUUUGUGUACUCAAAAACACAUUUCUAAGAGCAAUAUUCCAAAAAAGGUGAGUUUAACUAAGCAAGCAAGUGCUAUCAUUCAGCAUAAUACACCUCCAAAGUUUAAGGAUCCGGUUGCCUCGACAAUCUCGUGUGUCACUGGAGACAAUAAGAUAGAAAAGGCCCUUCUUGACUUAGGAUCAAGUGUAAAUCUGAUUCCUUACUCAGUAUACUUGCAACUUGGUUUAGGAGAACUCAAAUCCACUUCGGUUGUCUUACAACUUGCGGAUAGAUACGUAAAGCAACCUCGUGGUAUCAUUGAAGAUGUACUCAUCAAGGUGGACAAUUUCUACUUCCCGGUAGAUUUUAUGGUUCUAGAUACUAAACCAGUUCAUAAUCCAAUAAAACAUAUUCCUGUAAUCUUUGGUCGGCCUUUCUUAGCUAUAGCUAAUGCUUCAAUAUAUUGCUGA
Cornus florida is the source of this 921-nucleotide messenger RNA. RefSeq lists its product as uncharacterized. The transcript has 2 exons. NCBI's taxonomy places the organism in Eukaryota, Viridiplantae, Streptophyta, Magnoliopsida, Cornales, Cornaceae. The coding region runs from base 1 to 921 and encodes 306 amino acids. The record is from RefSeq and is a predicted model, not a curated record.